CACGUUGUUGCUCGCCAGCACGCUUUUUCAAUAAAUUGUUGAAAUAUAGUAACAAUGAGUAACAAAAAGAAGCUUUUUAACGAUUCAGAUCCAGAGGAGGAGGAGGAAUCAGUCGAGUUUCGUACAAACAAAAGUUACGCCAAGCACUACGACGAGUUCCGGAAGAAAGAAAUCCUUGGCCAGCUGAAAAAUUUGGAAUCCGAUGGCAGUGAUUCAAGUGACGAUGAAACGACCGACGACGAGAUUGUCGAUGCGGAUUUCGAUAAAGAGUUCUUCCGAACGCUUGCCUUCCUCAAGCGGAAUGAUCCGAGCAAGUACACCGAGGAGCAAAGCUUUUUCAAGAACGUUAAGCCUGUUGAGGAGGUUGCAUUGGCGAAGCGACAUCGCAAGGAAAAGCCGAUGACCCUGAAGGACUACGAGCGUAAGGUGAUGCUAGAGAAGGAUGGCGUAUAUGAAGACGAGGAGGAUCUAGGACAUGCACCCCAUGCUGCAACACGGCCAGAAUCACCGUCGCUGGUGGAGCAGCAGAAGCGCAUCAAGGAUGAAAUUAAACAAGCGCUCAGCGCGGUUACCGACAGUGACGAUGAAUCCGAGGGUGGCUUACUGAAGGAAAGGGUACGCAGCAAGGCGGAACACGAGAAAGAGCAAGCCGAUUACCGACGCUGGUUGGCAGAUCGGAAGGCGAACGAAGAGCCGCCCAAUGAGGAAGUGAAGGCACUGCAACCGCUGAAGCACUUCUGGACGAGCGAGAAGCUUUCGAAGGAAGAUGCCUUCCUAAAGGAUUACAUUCUCAACAAUCGAUUUGUGCAGAGCGGUGAUAUUCCCAACUACGAUGACAUCGUUGCGACUUCGGAAGACGAGGCCGAACUCGAGAAGCAGGAGGAGUACGAGCGACAGUACAACUUCCGCUUUGAGGAGCCUGAUCCAGAGUUCAUCAAACGUUAUCCGCGCACGGUGGAUGAUACGUUGCGCGUGGAGCGCAACAAACGCCAAGAGCAACGGCAGGCACUAAAGGAGCGGAAGCAGAAGGAGCGUGAGCAACAACGGCGUGAUCUCGAUGAACUGAAGGCGGUUAAAUUGAAAGAAAUCCGCGAUCGAAUUCAGCGCUUGAAGGAGAUCGCGGCCACGGAAAAGCUCGCGAUGAAUGAGGACGAUCUCGAGUCGGAUUUUGAUCCCGAUGAGCACGAUCGGCGUAUGAGAGAGAUGUUCAACGAUGACUACUAUGGUGUGGACGAGGGUGACCAGAAGCCGGAGUUUCCCCAGCUGGACGAGGAGCUGGGAAUCGAAAACUACGAUAAGGAUGAGCUAGAGGCUGGUGCCGACGGUGAAAGGGGUCUCCAUUGUGAGGACGAUGAUUUUGUUAUGGAUUGUGAUUACGAGGAAGAGAAGCAGAACAAAUCCGCGAAGGAUGGCAAAGAGGCAUUGCAACAGGAGUUGAUGGACUCUACGCGAAGUCGCAAAAAGAAGGGCCGAAGACAGUCAAAGUUUCGUGAAAUGCUACGCGCAGAAAAACCAUUGUUCGAUCCAGAGGACGAGAAAACAUAUGGAGAGUACAUCGACGAGUACUACAAACUCGACUACGAGGACAUAAUUGGCGAUACGCCGUGCCGGUUCCGAUACGUGGAGACUACACCGAACGAUUUUGGACUCACAGUGGAAGAGAUACUGGCGGCUAACCCGCGCGAGUUGAACCAUUGGGCUAGCGUAAAGAAGACGGUGCAGUUGCGCCCGAAGAACGUAGAGUUACGGGAGAUCGACCUGUACCGGCGGAAAGCUUCAAAUGAAUGGACAAAGCGCCGUAUUCUUCCAAGUUUAUACGCUGAGCCGGCCGAAAAUGAGGACGAAGAUAAGGAGCUAACGGUUCGUAAACAACUGAGCGAUAGUGAAACAACACAAACGGCAUCAGAUAAGCAAAGCAAAAAAACGGCUCCAAACGUAAAUCUGAAACAAUUGCAAAAGAAGGGCAUUAAUGUCAAGGUAAAAGAGUCACAGCCCAAAGAGUUCACAAAAAAGAAAAAGAAAGGUAAAACCGAUAAAACGUCUGAGCCAUUAAUCCCACCGUUUAAAGAUAAGCCAAUUGAUGUCACGGCGAAAAAGAAAAAACAUAAAGACAAAUCUAAUCCGGCGUUAAGUGAAGAAAAUCCGCAAGAAAAAAUACCCGCCGUCAGUGCGAAUGGAGAAGCUAUGGCACCUAAUGUUUCAAGUAUGAAUGAUCAAGGACAUAAAAGGAAACAGAAGAAUAAGCACAAAAAAGCAUUGAUCGGUGACGAAGAUACCUCCCAAAUAGCUAGUCUGACCUCAGCCGACGGAUUCACACAUCAGAAAAAGAGAACUUGGCACCAACGAGAUCAAUCGUCACCGAAAGGCCCUUCGCCCGAUAACUUAGUGGGUACUAAAAAGUCUCGAGUAGAUCAGCACCCACACCGUGGUAACCGGAAAUCUGCACAAGGUGCGUUCGUUCCCGGAAAGAAACGACCAACCACACAGCAGCCGGAAAGUGCCAGUGAUCAGCGUUUGCGAGCGUUUGGGUUGAAUCCGAGAAAGUUCCACAAUUCGCAGAAAUAUGGAAACCGGGCACAGAAUGGUAACAUAAGCAAUGCUGGUAAUAAGAAUGGUCGAUCGUUCAAUAAGUCGUUUGAAAAGAAGGGAAAGAAAAGUGUAGAAUGAGUAGAAAAUUUGAAGA
This is a messenger RNA of Anopheles cruzii, 2683 nucleotides long. Its product is annotated as protein KRI1 homolog. The transcript is spliced from 2 exons. Gene Ontology annotation, cellular component: nucleolus; 90S preribosome. The record is from RefSeq and is a predicted model, not a curated record. NCBI's taxonomy places the organism in Eukaryota, Metazoa, Arthropoda, Insecta, Diptera, Culicidae. Gene Ontology annotation, biological process: endonucleolytic cleavage in ITS1 to separate SSU-rRNA from 5.8S rRNA and LSU-rRNA from tricistronic rRNA transcript (SSU-rRNA, 5.8S rRNA, LSU-rRNA). Bases 55 to 2667 code for a protein of 870 amino acids.